AUGCCUAGCAAUUUAGGUCGCCCGUUUGGCUGUGACCAGUGCCCGAAAGUUUUCACUCGGAGUGAGAACCUACAGCGGCAUAAGCGUGCACGCCAUGGUGGUGCUUCGCUCAAGGAUUUCCAAUGCGCUGGAUGUCAGGCUCGAUUCUCCAGAAGAGACGUAUAUAAACGGCACAGUGGCCGUUGCCGCGCAUUGCUAUCUUCGGGUCAAGAAUCCCAGCCGGAGGUUCCAUGGGAACCUACCCCGCAGAUAGAUGUUGAUAUAGCGCCGUCUCUAGUAGUCAUGGAUCAGAGCUCGAUGAAUCCGGUCAUGAUCACUCAGGCCUUUACCUAUGCCACUGAGUUACUUCAAUACUCAUCUCCAUCAUCGGCAACUCACAGCGACAGUGAAGAAAGACACAUCAAGGCCUACUUUGAGCAUUUCUACCCCUCCGUUCCUCUGCUACAUCGACCCACGUUUGCCUUAUUUUCGACGCCUAGGCUACUGGUGAAAGCCACGGCUGUCAUUGGCAGUUUGCUUUCAAGUCAACCAGAAGAUUGCGCACACUGGCGUCAAGAGACGUGGGAAAGUGGUCAAAAUGAGCUUCGGCAUAUGGUUUCCUAUGACUUGAGUGAGAUUCGUCAGCUCUGGGUCCUGCAAGCGUGGCUUCUACACAUAAUUUAUGGCGCUGUACGUGAAAUUGGUUUAUCGCAGCAGGAAAUCGCCAUGCCAGAUUCCCAGUCUUGGGUGUAUCAAUGUGAUUUGAACUCCCCCGUUGAUGACUCGAAAACACUAUAUGCACGGUGGAUAUCCUAUAUAAACGUAGAAUCGACUAGGCUGUCCCUGUAUACGUUAUUUUUCCUGGACUCGCAGACAUUCACCUCUUGUAAUGCUCGACCAUUGAUGUCGCCGAUGGAGCUUGGUUGGGAGCUUCCCUUUCCUAGCGGUCUAUGGGAAGCCAGAGAUUCCCAGAUAUGGCUACAAAGAGUCAAUGAGCAUCUUGGACACUCAACUUAUACAAUGCCUAAUGAUUUCCUACACGGGCCUCGCGGUCCGGCAACGACUUCUCUGUCAAUAGCUACACAGCAACUUAUGACGGAGGCGCCAAGCCCAGAACUUUUAGCGGCACUGGAGGCAUCUCCAUUUGCUGCAUUCUGCGUGCUGGCGAAUUUAAAUGCUUUGGUCAGGGAUUUUACGCGGUGUUACUAUCAAAUGCCACCGAGUGCGUCCGAUCCGUUCGCAUUCCAUAUCCUCACUCAAUCCCAGAAUAAACAGAUUCACACAGCAAUACGAGCAAUUGCGAGAAUUGUCAAGGGCCAGGCAUAUACCAGCGACAGCUCCCAGUUCCACCUGUGGAGGAUGAUCGAACUCUUUAUCUCUUCUCUCAGGAUAAGCCUAUGCCGCCCAGAUCAGCUCUUCAUAGGAGGUAUCGUGGACAACAGCUUGAUUUCUGGGAUGGCCGCUUCUACCCAUCUGACGCAAAGAAACUACGUCGCGAUCCGACGAUCGGUAUCUAUUGUACCGCAACACCUUGGCGCGGAUGAAGGCAUUCUGGCUCUUCUCAAUGAUCUGUCCGGUGCACUGUCCCGUAUCUCCGGUGAAAACCAGGAACAGGUAAUCUAUGAAACGCCGUGGACUACCGUUACCAGCUACGGGAUUCUGCUGUGUAUUUGGGGAGCGUUGAGACGCGCGACGACUGAUAUCCGUCACCACCUGGACACGUUCAACGAACUCCCAAGAACAUCAGAAUCCUGCAUGUUGAUCUUUAACUCCCUCAUGGAGUCUGCCCUCCUCAGUUUAUCCGCUGAGAAUGAUCGAACACCCCGGGAUCCCCGUCUCUGGCGCACGGAUCGAAGCGUUUUCACCAGUCUGCUCGAGGGGGGCGAGUCGUUUUUCAUUGGUUUGAUGAAGAGAUUCUGUGUGCGAAGAUGCCCGUGGGGAAUUGGAUCUUCCAUGCUAGCUGUGUUGGGUGAAAUCCCAGACCCUAGUCCCUCAGAAUAA
Aspergillus ruber CBS 135680 is the source of this 1980-nucleotide messenger RNA. RefSeq lists its product as uncharacterized. Lineage: Eukaryota; Fungi; Ascomycota; Eurotiomycetes; Eurotiales; Aspergillaceae. The coding region runs from base 1 to 1980 and encodes 659 amino acids. The transcript has 8 exons. Gene Ontology annotation, biological process: regulation of transcription by RNA polymerase II; DNA-templated transcription. The record is from RefSeq and is a predicted model, not a curated record. Gene Ontology annotation, molecular function: DNA-binding transcription factor activity, RNA polymerase II-specific; zinc ion binding; RNA polymerase II cis-regulatory region sequence-specific DNA binding. Gene Ontology annotation, cellular component: chromatin.